UCCUACAACCACCGUCGGAGUUUCCUGUGUUUCGCUCACUGAUGCAAUGGUAACUUCUGCUGCUGUGGGAUGCCAGGAAACAAAACUGAGAUUUCAGUAACGGGAUAUUAUUUUUGGAGGCAACGUGUUCAUGGAGCAAAUGCAGGAAAAAGAGGUCCCCAAGCCAUUCCAAGGUUAGAGGUCACUCAUUGGGCAGUUUGGACAUCCGGAUGGACUCUGCAUGUCAUUCUAUGAAGUGGCUGGGCACACAUAGGAUUCAGUGGCUGGUCUGCAGGCAUAGCAGCAGCGUAGCUUUGGAUCUGGCGUAAUGUGAGUACGCUUGUUCCAUCCUUGCUGAUACAUAAAAUCACAAGAGAAAACAAAAGGAAAACUGCAAAAAGGGGGGGAAAGAAAUUGAGAGGAAAAAUACUAACACAGAUUUUAAAAGGCAUAGAAUCACAAAAGUGAGGAAUUAAGAGAUAUAUUCUGGAUUCCAAUGGUUAUUAUGAUCUGUUAUUCAUUUUUUUAUGAUACUGCAUGGCUUUUAAAGUCUGUUUUAAUUCUUCUUUGCUUUUUAUUAUUUACUUAUUUUCUUUCUUUUACAUAUUACUUUUUCUUAUGCUCUCAUCUUUUUGUCUUUUUUAUUAUUCAACAGUAAAAUUGGUCCUAUAGCAUGCAACUUUUUUAUUUUUAUUUUGGGCCAGAAAAGCUUAACUAAGAAUGAAUGAUAUUAGUGAUCUCAUAUUAAAAAAAGUUGUUUCGCUGUAAAAUAAAAGGUUCUAUGUUUUUUUCAUGAUUUUCAACCAAAUGAGUUUAUAACGAUAAGGUUUUGCAUAAUUCAAGGGGAAAUAGGGUGCUGUCCAUUUUUAACAGAUUAUUAAAGAAUAAUCAAAAGCCAAAGAUUUGUCUCAGAAAAAGUUUUGAUAGAUUUAAAUGCAGAGGAAUAUAUUUUAUGUAUAUUUACCUUAACAUCUCCAUGCCAUUUUCCUGCACAUAAGUAGACAAACAGAACACUAUGUUUCAAUCUGUUUUAAUGUCAAAGAGAACUUAUUUAUACACAGCGAAAUGUAUCAAGUCUCCUAAUAUUUAGUGGAGGUGUGAUGCUGAUAAUGCUUAUUUAACUGACAUUUGGAGGCAUUUAUAAAAAUUGAAGCUUACUGUAAAAAGUAGCAGGUUAAUAAUAGUUAAUUGCCAUGUGUCUUUGCAUCAGGCCUCCUGUGUUUCUGCUCCCUCCCAUCCUCUCUUCGGGUAUCAUCACAAGGAGCAGAUUAGAAGCUUUCGCUCCUGUCCUGGGAAAAUUAUUGUUAAAGAUAAAAUAGUUAAGCAGACAGAAGAACACACCUUGCUGAAGCAGAAGCAGCCUGGCUUCUGCAAGGGCAAAUCCUGUCUUACAUGCUUAUUAAGGUUCUUUAGUAGUUUCAACAAGCAAAUCUGGACGCCUUCAUCUGCCCUACCUGCCAUAAAACAUGUCUCUCCCAUGUCGGUCUCUACAGCCACAGCAGGUGCUGUAACUCUCCAAUGGUUUGACUUUACUCUUCCAUCGUCUCCUGAGACAGACAGAUGCCAUCGACAACAACAAUAGAUAGAGGUUGACAUAGUGUACUUAGACUUUGAAAAAGCUUUUGACAGGUGUCUGCCAAUCCAAUCAUGGCAAUGGAAGGGCAAAAAGAGCUUAGUUUGGAAGAGGAACUUGAAGCACCAGAAGCUAUACAUACAGGGCCUAAAGGGGUGAUCAACGACUGGAGAAAGUUUAAAUUGGAAAGUAAAGACAGGAAUGCCCUUCCUGUAAGCAAGAAAGAGAUUCUCAUCAGGCAGAUGUCUUCACCCUAUCGCUCUCAAAGUAGAGAUGAUAAAGACACCAGGGAGCGAUUCAGUCGCAAGAUGAGCGUGCAAGAGUACGAGCUAAUUAAUGAAGACAUGGAAGACGAAAGCUGCCUACGGACGUAUCGCAAGCGUUGUAUGCAGGACAUGCACCAGCGACUGAGCUUUGGGCCGAAAUAUGGCUACCUUUCGGAGCUGCAGAAUGGGGAACAGUUCCUGGAAGCUGUCGAGAAGGAGCGAAAAACCACCACAGUCAUUGUCCACAUCUAUGAAGAUGGCAUCAAGGGCUGCGAGGCACUCAACAGCAGCCUGUCGUGCCUUGCUGCCGAGUACUCCACAGUGAAAUUCUGCAAGAUCAAGGCUUCCAACACAGGGGCUGGAGACCGUUUCUCCACCGACGUUCUCCCAACACUUCUCGUGUACAGAGGUGGGGAGCUCGUCAGCAAUUUCAUUAGUGUAACCGAACAGUUCAGUGAGGAGUUUUUUGCUGUGGAUGUGGAGGUGUUCCUAAAUGAGUACGGGUUACUACCGGAGAAGGAGAUUCCAGCGCUUGGGAAUGGAAACUUGGACGAGCAAGAAGUCGAAUAGUUGACGAGAUCUCUAGUACUUCCAAAAUCUCCUGCCCCUCCACAGUACAUAUUGCAAUUGGAUCUCAGCUGGACCCAUGCUCAUUAAGCAAACGCCGUAUGUUACUAUGUGGAAAGCAAGCGAUAUAACAUAUUUAAAUGGCAGUAUGUGAAACGGGAGGUCCAAUCCUCACUCAGAAGCCACAUUGUUCAACCGCCCAGAGUGGCCGGGGCAACCCAGCCCGAUGGGUGGAGUACAUACAAUAACAUUAUUAUUAUUAUUAUUAUUAUUAUUAUUAUUAUUAUUAUUAUUCCCAAGUAAGUGUGUAUAGGAUUGCAGCCUAAAGCACAUACAUCAUAAGGACAUGAGAAGAGCCCUUCUAUAUCAAGCUACAGGCCCAUAUAGUGAAGCAUCCCAUUCUCACAGUGGUCACACAGAUACCUGUAGGAAACCCAAAAGCAGAACACAAGCACAAUAUCACUUUCCUGCUCAUGAUUCCCAGCAGCUGGUAUUCAGAGGCAUCAGGUGCUUUCAUAUAUUACACUCACACAGUAAUACCAAAAGGCUAUAGGAAAGUACAGAUAAGUGUAAAAUUAAGAGACAUGUGCAUGCACACACACAGCCUAGUCCGAUUUUUAGAAGAAAAGCUAACGUUUGGGAGCCAGGCAUGCAUUUUGUUUUUAUUUCUACCAAGAAAGCAAGCAGGUUAGGAUGGGAAAAGCUCCGUAGCAAGUAGAUCAGUGGUUCCCAACCUUUUUUUUGGCCAUGCCCCACCUAAGCAUCUCUAAA
Molecule: messenger RNA, 3156 nt
Organism: Zootoca vivipara (common lizard)
Lineage: Eukaryota; Metazoa; Chordata; Lepidosauria; Squamata; Lacertidae
Source: RefSeq, a predicted model, not a curated record